Colletotrichum navitas is the source of this 901-nucleotide messenger RNA. RefSeq lists its product as uncharacterized. Lineage: Eukaryota; Fungi; Ascomycota; Sordariomycetes; Glomerellales; Glomerellaceae. The coding region runs from base 118 to 741 and encodes 207 amino acids. The transcript is spliced from 3 exons. The record is from RefSeq and is a predicted model, not a curated record.
UUGACACGCUUACCUUCUUCUAAAGUUCCGCCUUAUCCGUCCGUCACCACACUCUGUCGGGCAAGUGCAAUGCCAAUCAAUUGCUCAAUCAGACCAUUAUAACCGCAAUAUCAAUCCAUGGCAAAGCGUGCUGAAUCGGCCGGCGCCAAUUCCAAAUCCCAGUUCGCCGUAUCUGUGAUCCUUCUAACAACGCACAUGCCUGUACCGUUGUUAUCAGUUAUUGUUAUUUAUUUCUUAUUUUUCGGCAGCAUCUCCAGACUUCAAGGGUUGGUGGUAUGCACGCGUACAUACCCAGAACCCUGGGUUUUCUACCCGUCCACCCGUCCACUCCCGUUGCUUUCCAGACAAUGCAGUCAGUGUGAACCGAGCGUCCGGAUCAGACAACACAACACCAUCGGCAACUGGGAGACCAGAGAAGCAACAUCCAGUCGAAAAGACCUUCUUCCAUCGAUGUCAGCAAAGGCAUCUUGUACGGAUAUCCACCAUACAUCUAUCCCGCAUCUUAUCCACUGCCCUUGCAGACGGCCUCGGCUUCGCUUGGCAUCCCGCUCUUGCUGUUGCUUUAUCGCACCGCGCUGCGCCCCCCCGUCCAUCCAUCGUUCCUCUCGUUCCUUUGACGGGAGCGUCGAGAACGCGUCUCGUACCCGCCCAGGCGUGAUCCGGUAUGCCCGGUAUGCCUUAUAUCGUACCCUUCACUACCCUAGUGUUCAUCCUGCGUACCCUUCUCACUGCGCAACGUGAGGGGCGCACUGUCUGGAGUUGUCGUACUAUGUAUGGAUGAAUUACGCAGUCGCUACAAUUGGAGUGCUCAGAUCUUGCGUACCUUGCAGCCAUCAGGCCCAUCAACUGAGAUUACCGGUAUCUUGAUCCAGAGACUACGUACACCACCCGCCACCCCCAC